Penicillium macrosclerotiorum is the source of this 1104-nucleotide messenger RNA. It is a transcript of the gene sakA, whose product is annotated as mitogen-activated protein kinase HOG1. Lineage: Eukaryota; Fungi; Ascomycota; Eurotiomycetes; Eurotiales; Aspergillaceae. Gene Ontology annotation, biological process: cellular response to oxidative stress; osmosensory signaling pathway; stress-activated MAPK cascade. The transcript is spliced from 9 exons. Bases 1 to 1104 code for a protein of 367 amino acids. Gene Ontology annotation, molecular function: MAP kinase activity; ATP binding. Gene Ontology annotation, cellular component: cytoplasm; nucleus. The record is from RefSeq and is a predicted model, not a curated record.
AUGGCGGAAUUCGUACGGUCCCAGAUCUUCGGCACCACGUUCGAGAUCACCAGCCGGUAUACGGACUUACAGCCGGUCGGUAUGGGAGCCUUCGGGCUGGUCUGCUCCGCGCGAGACCAAUUGACAGCCCAGCCGGUCGCCGUCAAGAAGAUCAUGAAGCCUUUCAGCACCCCGGUCCUCUCAAAGCGCACCUAUCGCGAACUGAAGCUGCUCAAGCACCUGCGUCAUGAGAAUAUCAUCAGCUUAAGCGAUAUCUUUAUUUCUCCCCUCGAGGAUAUCUACUUUGUGACCGAACUCUUGGGUACGGAUCUCCACCGUCUCUUGACUUCUCGCCCCCUCGAAAAACAAUUCAUUCAGUACUUCCUCUAUCAGAUCCUCCGGGGAUUGAAAUACGUUCACUCGGCCGGUGUGGUCCACCGGGACCUCAAGCCCAGCAAUAUCUUAAUUAAUGAAAACUGCGACUUGAAAAUCUGUGACUUUGGCCUGGCUCGCAUCCAGGACCCCCAGAUGACCGGUUAUGUCUCAACAAGGUAUUAUCGAGCUCCCGAAAUCAUGCUCACCUGGCAAAAGUAUGACGUGGAGGUCGAUAUCUGGAGCGCGGGCUGCAUCUUCGCAGAGAUGCUGGAGGGCAAACCGCUCUUCCCCGGAAAGGACCAUGUCAACCAAUUCUCGAUCAUCACCGAGUUGUUGGGUACUCCACCAGACGAUGUGAUCCAGACUAUCUGCAGCGAGAACACCCUGCGAUUUGUGAAAUCUCUCCCGAAGCGCGAACGCCAACCUUUGACGAAUAAGUUCCGGAAUGCUGAUGCCGAUGCCGUGGAUCUUUUGGAACGGAUGUUGGUAUUCGACCCCAAGAAGCGUAUCCGAGCCGAUGAGGCAUUGGCGCAUGAAUAUCUGGCGCCUUACCACGACCCCAGCGACGAGCCGGUCGCCCAGGAGAAAUUCGAUUGGUCCUUCAACGACGCAGAUCUGCCCGUGGAUACUUGGAAAAUUAUGAUGUACUCGGAAAUCUUGGAUUUCCACAACAUUGACCAAGGGAAUGAAGCUGGCCAGGCUCUUGUCUCGGGUGCCGUCCAAGGCGGCGUGCCUCCGACCUUUGCAUAG